UCUCUUUCUUUUCUUUCUAGGACAUGAGUUUCUUCGAUUUGUUGAUCUACCCUGUCUGAAACAACAAGUUUUGAUCUUUAUUUUUUGAGCUUAUAUGUGUCACUGAUGAGUGACUCAUGGGUAAGAAUCCCUUGAACAAAAUUCAUUUUGGAAAAAGUUGGGAUUUUUAUGAGAAAAGCGUAGAAGAGCUAGUAUCAUACCCUGGUGAAGAGAAUAAGUAUCGUUUAUCUAUUGAUGAUUAUAUGCAAGAAGUAAAGUGUGUCGUGAAAAGGGUCAGCUGGGUUUUGGUUGAUUUGUAAGGAUUUGAUAUGGGUGGGUGUUUUCCAUGCUUUGGAUCAUCAGAUAAAGGUGGAAAUGGUGUUAAAGAAGUGGUAAAGAAGGAGUCUUUUAAGGAUGGUUCAGCUGCUGUUUCACAUCAUGUGGACAGAGUUAGUUCAGAUAAAUCGAAGUCCAGGGGUGGUAAUGAUCCUAAGAAGGAGCCAUCUAUUGCAAAAGAUGGACCACCUGCACAUAUCGCUGCACAGACAUUUACAUUUCGUGAGCUUGCUGCUGCAACAAAAAAUUUUAGGCCGGAGUGUUUGCUAGGUGAAGGUGGAUUUGGACGUGUUUAUAGAGGUCGUUUGGAAUCAGGACAGGCUGUUGCUGUUAAACAACUUGAUCGCAAUGGCCUUCAGGGGAACAGAGAGUUUUUGGUGGAGGUUCUUAUGCUUAGCCUGUUGCAUCAUCAGAAUCUCGUGAACUUGAUUGGUUAUUGUGCAGAUGGCGAUCAACGGCUUCUUGUUUAUGAGUUCAUGCCAUUGGGUUCUCUAGAAGAUCAUUUGCACGAACUUCCGCCGGAUAAAGAACCUUUGGACUGGAAUACAAGGAUGAAAAUAGCAGCUGGUGCAGCCAAAGGAUUGGAGUACUUGCACGAUAAAGCCAAUCCUCCUGUCAUAUAUCGAGACCUUAAAUCUUCUAACAUCCUUCUUGAUGAAGGAUAUCACCCUAAAUUAUCAGAUUUUGGGCUUGCCAAAUUGGGUCCAGUGGGUGACAAGACUCAUGUCUCCACCAGGGUCAUGGGGACAUACGGUUACUGUGCUCCUGAAUAUGCUAUGACUGGUCAACUCACUCUGAAGUCCGAUGUAUAUAGUUUUGGAGUUGUCUUCCUUGAACUUAUAACAGGGCGCAAGGCCAUUGAUAACACAAGAGGUCCAGGAGAGCAUAAUCUUGUUGCUUGGGCACGUCCACUGUUUAAGGAUCGCCGGAAGUUCCCAAAAAUGGCUGACCCACUGUUGCAAGGCCGUUACCCAAUGCGAGGACUGUACCAAGCACUAGCAGUGGCAGCCAUGUGCCUGCAAGAACAAGCUGCUACAAGGCCUCUAAUUGGGGAUGUUGUGACUGCUUUGACAUAUUUAGCCUCUCAAACUUACGAUCCGAAUGCAACAAGUACGCAAAGUAACAGAGUAGGUCCAUCUACUCCUAGGAGCAGAGAGGACCGUAGGAGCAUGGCAGAUGGAGUGGACAGUCCAGAUGAGCCUGGACGUGGUUUCCAUGGCUCGCCUUCCGCACACAAGAACUCACCUGAUUUCAGGAAGAGAGACUCUGCCAGAGAGUUGUUGAAUAAUGGUGCUGAGUUGAGAAAAAUUGAAACAGGUGGUGGGUCUGGACGAAAAUGGGGUCUAGAUGAAUCAGAGCGUCCCGAAUCUCAAAGAGACAGUCCUUUGAGUGCGGGUAGAGCUAGAGAAACACCAAGAAAUCGAGAUCUAGACAGAGAACGUGCGGUAGCGGAGGCCAAAGUGUGGGGUGAGAACUGGAGAGAGAGAAAGAAGGCAAAUGCAGCGGGCAGUUUUGAUGGUACAAAUGAUUGACUGAACCCGGAUCUACUGACUACCAGCGGUUGCAUAUUCUAGGGUUCAUCAUCAUGGAGAAAGAGAAGUUUGCGGUGCGUCCUCAGUGAUUACCUUGGUCGAGCGAAUUGUUCUUCGGAAUAAGAGUUCUUGUAUCCAACUACUUGUACUGUUCGUCUCAUAAAUCAUUCUUGUAAUUUGGUUUGAGCUGGAUUCUUUAGUUAUCUGGUUAAAAAAAGAUGUAGUUAUGAGGAGACAACAUGGGGUUAGUGAUUGUAAUUUCUGAGUUAUUACUGGUGACCCCGCCCAAGUGGUGUUGUAUGCAAUUUGUCAGUAUAUCUAUUAGAAUUUUUCAAUGUCCA
Molecule: messenger RNA, 2188 nt
Organism: Coffea eugenioides
Lineage: Eukaryota; Viridiplantae; Streptophyta; Magnoliopsida; Gentianales; Rubiaceae
Product: serine/threonine-protein kinase PBL27
Exons: 5
Coding region: 309-1847 (512 amino acids)
Biological process (GO): protein phosphorylation
Molecular function (GO): ATP binding; protein kinase activity
Source: RefSeq, a predicted model, not a curated record